UCUCCUUCUCCUCCUUCUGGGCGGGCGAGGAGAGACACAAAAUGGCGGCGCCCAUAGCUGAGGAGCUGGAGCGCCUUCUCAACCCGCUGCCCAGCGCCCCGCAGGACCCGGAGGACGACCCCGAGGAGGCCACCGUAGCCAAAGUUGUUGACAAGUUCGAUGAAGGAAUCCUCGAAGAUGACAUCCUUUCUGUUGGGCACAUACGGAAAGGUGUUUCUGCCAGCCUCUUGGAUGCCGAUCAGCGAUACCAUGGGAAGGCCACAUCUCGCAAAGCCUUGGACGAAGAGCUUUGGGGCGAGGCUGAGCUGUCGGAUGAGCAAACCUCUGGCGAGGAGGAGACGAGUGAAGGUGACCUCAGCGGUGAACCUCCGGAGGAAGUCUUGGAUGACGAGAGUCCAGAAGUGGAGGAAGAAGAGGAGCCCACUGGCCCUGAGAGCGGCCAGGAGGACGACGGAGAACCGUCGGAGAACCUGAAGAAACCAACUCUCAAUUUCCAGGCCAUUGACGAUUUCGAGAAAUUCGCAGAAGGAAUGGAUGAACUAGGGAGUGGGGGUGAGGAUGAGGAUGAGGAUUCCAGCAUGGGGGAAGGCAGCGGAGAUGAAGCAAGCUCAGAGGAAGACGCCGAGGAGAGCGAGGAGGAGAUGGCCAGUGUGGACGGGAGUCAAGAUGAUGACGGGGCGAUGUUGACGUUCUCUAAAGGCAAAGUGGCCGAGGAAGUCGCGAAAGGGAGAGCUGUGAAGAAUCAAAUAGCCCUGUGGGAUCAGCUCUUGGAAGGGCGAAUCAAACUGCAGAAGGUCCUUUUGACAGCCAACCAGCUGCCGCAGCCGGAUACUUUCGCUGAGUUUAAGAAACGAGGCGGGCAGGAGUUUGCCGAUGCGCUCAAGAACAAUUACAAAGCCCUGAAGGCCUUGCUGAGAGCCCUGGCGGAUCUUCAAGAUGAGCUGCUGCAUCAGUACUCGGGCACGAGACACCUGGUCGAUGGACAGCAAGCGAAAGAGGAGAGCGGUGAAGAGAUCCCAAGUAGCCAUGAUGACGGCACCGACGAGGAGGAAGGCGGCAAGGCGAGGAAGAGGCCGCCGCCACGGCCGCCCAAGCGGAAGCUUGAGAUGGAGGACUACCCGGCGUUCGCGGCCAAGCGGUUUGCCGAUUUCCGGGCCUAUCGGAACAGCACGUUGCAGAACUGGCACGACAAGACCAAGUUGGCCUCCGGCAAAGCGGGGAAGGGUUUCGGCGCCUUUGAGCGUUCAAUCCUGACUCAGAUUGAUCAUAUUCUGAUGGACAAAGAGCGAUUACUCCGCCGGACGCGGACCAAGCGGUCGGCGUACAAGGUGCUAGGGAAGGUGCAGCGAGCGGCCGAGACACUUUCAGAAGUUUUGCCGGGACAGACGGAGGCCCUACCGCCAGCGCCGUCCAACGCGCACCUUAAAGACCUGGACGAGGAGAUCUUUGACGACGACGAUUUUUACCAUCAGCUCCUCCGGGAACUUAUCGAACGUAAAACCAGCUCUUUGGACCCGAAUGACCAGGUGGCAAUGGGCAGGCAGUGGCUUGCAAUCCAGAAACUGCGGAGCAAAAUCCGGAAGAAGGUGGACAAAAAGGCCAGCAAGGGAAGGAAAAUCCGGUAUCACGUCCACAGCAAGUUGGUGUGCUUCAUGGCCCCCAUUGACCACUGCACGAUGAAUGAUGAUGCCAGGACAGAGCUUUAUCGGUCACUUUUUGGGAAACAGGCACAUCUUGAAGGAGGAGAAAAGCCGUAGUGUCGGACAUCCACGGGUGCAAGAGUGCUUGGAAGAGGAGGGGACCGCCAUCUUUGGCCCAGUUUCCAGCACUCUGCAAGCCCGGUCGAUGGAACCACCGUUGUUACUUUCCGGAACAUUUGAUACGUGGCCCUUUGACAGCAGAGUGUACCGCCAGUGGCAACCGCCACGUUUGCUCAAGUUGGGAAAAGCGAGCGCGUCUCUGCUUUUUCUGUCGUAUCCUUCUGAAAUCUGCCCUCCAAAUUGACCCAACGCGGGACACCUUCAGCCAAACCUUGCUCUUGUGAUCACACUCUGCACGCUUGUUAGUUGUAUUGAUUGGCAGAGCAGUUGCCAAGUACGAUCAGACAACCGGAGCGUGUUUCCUGUGCCAUUUUCACAUGCGUUUCAAGCCUGAAACUAGCCCCGAGGGUUGGUGUGUGACCUGGUAUUUUUGGUGGUGUGAGACGAUUCCAGAGAAGCCACUGCUGGUCCUGGUCCAGCUGUGAAAGCAAACCCAAAACCUCGCUGACUACCAAGAACGCCCACUUUAUGUUCACCAAGGAAGGUUAUCUCACCUUGAGUAGUGAGGGCCAAGAUUCUGAGGAACGACAUCAGAAUUUAUUUUUAAUUUCUUCUUAUUUUUAUUGUGAAUACCAACCAAACAGAACAGGAAAUACAUUGUGAAAACGAGAGAAAAAAUCCCCUACAUUACGUAUAUAAGAUUAUCGUCAUUUUCCAUCAUAUGUACCAUUCAUUAAAAAAACCCCACACAUCAGAAUUAAACGACAAAGAAGCAUCUCUGUGUGCGUGUUGCUAGGGAAAGGACCACCGCCCAUGGAUGGACGUUGCAGCACACCAACGGCGGUCAUGUUACCCUUGAAUGUGCAAUGGGUUGGUGUUGGUGACUGUCCCAUAUAUGCGGGAAAAGACGGGCAUCUCUUUUCUCUGGCUGUGCCCUUCGUGCAUUUCGAAAAACCAAUCAAGGAAAUCUAACAUCAGAACUUCUAAAAGUUCAAUUUUUAAAAAAUGCGUACAACCCAUCUUCUGAGCAGUAAUUCCUAGGAGAGCAGAAGUGAGAAGUUGUCUGUCUGUCUGUCUCUCUCACUCACACACAUAUUUACUCAUGCACAUAAAUACACACACAGACACACACACCCCACUGGUACCACAAUAGAUGCUUAUGAGUUUUCUUCCCUCGACCGUAGAUUUUAAUGUAUUUAAUUAUUUUCGCUGAUGGGGAUUCCUGGACGCCUAUACCUUCCCUCUCCCAACAGAGACAUGCUCCAUGUAAGAGGUUAGCCCCGGUGUAAAUCUAGCAAAAGAGAAAGAUGAUUCACUUGUUUUUAUUCAGAAGGUCAAAAAGCUGGAAAUUAAAUCUCCAUAAAGUGGAUUUAUUAGCCUGCUGUGAUCUAUCGCCAAUGGAGAUUAACUUGCAUAAGUAAUAGGUGCAU
This is a messenger RNA of Elgaria multicarinata webbii, 3190 nucleotides long. RefSeq names its product apoptosis antagonizing transcription factor (gene AATF). Gene Ontology annotation, cellular component: nucleus; nucleolus. Gene Ontology annotation, biological process: regulation of transcription by RNA polymerase II. The record is from RefSeq and is a predicted model, not a curated record. The transcript is spliced from 12 exons. The coding region runs from base 42 to 1757 and encodes 571 amino acids. Lineage: Eukaryota; Metazoa; Chordata; Lepidosauria; Squamata; Anguidae.